This is a messenger RNA of Aspergillus novofumigatus IBT 16806, 618 nucleotides long. RefSeq names its product ESCRT-II subunit protein VPS25. NCBI's taxonomy places the organism in Eukaryota, Fungi, Ascomycota, Eurotiomycetes, Eurotiales, Aspergillaceae. The record is from RefSeq and is a predicted model, not a curated record. Bases 1 to 618 code for a protein of 205 amino acids. Gene Ontology annotation, biological process: protein transport to vacuole involved in ubiquitin-dependent protein catabolic process via the multivesicular body sorting pathway. Gene Ontology annotation, cellular component: ESCRT II complex. The transcript has 4 exons. Gene Ontology annotation, molecular function: protein homodimerization activity; structural molecule activity.
AUGUCAACAGCCUCCUACAACCACAACCACAACCACAACCAUACUAACCAUAUCUCCAGUUCCCGGUCGGAAACAAAAAGAUGUCUCAGUCUCAGCCAACAACAACCUUCGAAUUCCCACCAACCUACUCCUUCCCCCGUUCUUCACCCCCAACCCAACAGUACAACCCGCCUCUCCCAGCUCCAGAAAUGGUCCUCGCUCAUCCAAUCCUGGUGCCGCCAUCAUCGCAUCUACCGCCUCUCCCUAAUUGAAGCAAUUGAGAGCCCGCUCUUCCACAACGCUGCGCUGCGGAAACGGUUGAGUCUGAGUGAGGCAAGGGCCGUGCUGGACUGGAUGGCUAAGCCUGAAGAGGAAGGGGUGGUGGACGGCGGGCGGAAUGGAUCGAUGGGGGAGAGACCUGAGGAGUGGGCGGGGAUUGUGGCCGAUUGGGUGGAAGCGACAGGGCAGAAGAAUGUUGUCUUGACGGUGUACGAGCUGCUGGAGGGAGAGGCUACGAUGUCGCAAGAAUGGCAUGGGAUGGAUGCAGACGUGAUGCUUAAGUCUCUGAACGUUCUUGUAAAACGCGGCAAGGCCCAGGUGUUCGGCAGCGAAGGCCAGGAAGGUGUCAAGUUUUUCUGA